Molecule: messenger RNA, 1542 nt
Organism: Trametes versicolor FP-101664 SS1
Lineage: Eukaryota; Fungi; Basidiomycota; Agaricomycetes; Polyporales; Polyporaceae
Product: UDP-Glycosyltransferase/glycogen phosphorylase
Exons: 11
Coding region: 1-1542 (513 amino acids)
Molecular function (GO): UDP-glycosyltransferase activity
Source: RefSeq, a predicted model, not a curated record
AUGGCCACUACUACGCCGAAGCACAUCGUUGCCUUCCCCUACCAAGCCUGGGGCCACGCCCGCCCCCUCAUCAACCUCGCGGGGCGUCUGGUGAAGCUACGCAACAUCACCGUCACAUUGCUCACAACAAACCAGUUAUAUGAUCGCACCGUUUGUGAGCUUGCGCGGAGCUUUGUACCUGGAGAAGAAGAAUUCGCAAGCAGGAUCAGGGUCGUGUCCCUUGGUGACGUGCAGGUCACCACCCCCAACGUCAUCGACAGUAUUUUCAAGUCGGCCUGGGAGAAGAUCUCUGUUGGAGAGGCGGUUGUAUGUGCGAAGGUCGCGACUCGGUUCGACCCGCUCCCGGUCCCCGAGGCGAUCAUCAUCGACUUCUUCGCCGUCGAGCCCGUCCGCGUUAUCAGGAAGCUCAGCGGGAAGUCGACAAAGAUCUUCUCUUGGAUGUCUGGCGGCACCAACGCGAUGUUUUAUCUCUUCGGUCCCGAGAAUCUCGGCGGGAGGGGCAACAUCGCCGCAAAGGUUGACGCAGAAGUCAAGCGAACGGGUCGUCCGUUCGCAGAAGUAGUUGUGGAGAUGGCCUUCAUCCCUAAAGGUGAAAUCGUCAAGGUCCCUGCUUUGCCACCCAUGUAUGACUACGAGUACUACCCGCAGGAGUUCCCUAUCCCGAAGGAAAUCGGGAUCGCUAUAUUCCCUUAUAUCUUUGAAACGAUGGAGUCCUGCGAUGGAGUCUUCCUCAUCACUCCAGAGCCCUACGAGCCCCAGGCAGUAGCUGCAGUGAGAGAUUGGUUUGGAAAGACCGGACGCCCGGUGUAUGUAUGCGGCCCCCUCUUGCCCCCUACCUCUGCAACGGCGACGGCCAAGGAGCAGCAGCAGUCGACGGAGGCGAUUCAGAUUCAGGAGUUCCUGGACACCACGCUGAAGACCUCCGGCGAGAAGUCUCUGUUAUACAUCUCGUUUGGCUCGCUUUUCUGGCCGGUCAAGACCCCCGAGAAGAUGUGGGCGGUCCUGGAUGUCGUGAUGGAACGCGGUAUUCCCUUUAUCCUGAGCCAUGCAUCCCCGAUGGCGGUGGUGCCAGACGAGAUCAAAGAGAAGGUUAAGGCUUAUGGCAAGGGUCUCCUGUCUCCCUGGUCUCCUCAGCAGACCAUUCUCGAGCACCCCGCAACGGGCUGGUUCCUCUCGCAUGGUGGCCACAACGGAGUGACGGAGGCAGUAUGCGCAGGGGUGCCCUUCAUCCUUUGGCCGUUCGGCGGAGACCAGCCGGUGAACGCCGUCCACAUCUCCGAGCAGCUCAAUGUCGGAUACGAGCUCAUCGAGGUGCGCACCGGGCCCGCGGGCCUCCACACGAUCUACCGCAACGGCCGCACGCCGGUGGCCACCAUCGAAGCGAUCAAAGAGGAGGUCCGCGACGUACUUGCAAAAGCGUAUGGACCCGACGGUGCGGAGAAACGCGAGCGGCUUGUCGCGCUCACGCACGCUGUUACACACGAGUGGGAAGAAGGCGGCGGCGCUCUGCGGGACGUCAAGGCGUUCCUUGACACCCUGUGA